Messenger RNA from Exophiala viscosa, 2290 nucleotides. Its product is annotated as DNA-directed RNA polymerase. The transcript has a single exon. The coding region runs from base 175 to 2007 and encodes 610 amino acids. Lineage: Eukaryota; Fungi; Ascomycota; Eurotiomycetes; Chaetothyriales; Herpotrichiellaceae. The record is from RefSeq and is a predicted model, not a curated record.
CACGAAACUACCUCACCAGCAUUGUUAUCUAUAUUCUCUCAUCUAUCGUUGCAGUACCAAAAACAUACCUCGUCAGCUUUGUUUUAUUGACUUCUAAACUGCAUCGCAAGGCCAGUAUACCACAUUCGUCCUUACACCUCUCCCUCUCUCCGCUUCCCCCACAAUCCUCCCACCAUGCCGCGCACUCAGUGCACGGCAAGUGCCCUCUCGUUUGUCUUAAUAUGUCUCCCUCUCCUAACAUCAGCGCACAUGCAAAUGAGUUGGCCUUAUCCUUUCAGAAGCCCCCUGGAUCCGGACGUUAGCUACACGGACAAGGAUUACAGCAACACCUCCCCUCUCUUAGCCGAUGGAUCUGAUUUCUCCUGCAAGCACUACCAGUAUGUGGCCAACUACAGCGACGCGGAUGUUGUCAAGGCGACUUAUUACGCUGGAAACACCUACAACAUGACCCUAGCUGGAACGGCAAACCACGACGGAGGGUCCUGUCAACUGUCUCUUUCCUACGACAACGGCGAGACGUUCAAGGUCAUCAAGUCCAUGAUCGGUGGAUGCCCCUUAACGCUGACAUACGACUUCACCAUACCGGAAGACGCUCCGGCCUCGAAUUCCACUAUUUUAUCCUGGUCCUGGUUCAACAUUGUUGGAAAUAGGGAGAUGUAUCAGAACUGUGCCCGUGUUCAGAUCCUCACCAAUCCGUCUAGGAAGUACCGACGCAGUUAUUGGAAACGGGACACCACAUUCGAUGACCUCCCAGACAUGUUUGUGUGUAACGUGAACAAUAACUGUACCACCAUUGAAGGCGAAGACGUGGAGUUUGCUGACCCCGGUGAUGAGGUGGUGUCGGGCACGGACGCUAUUACUGCAGCUACUGGUGACGGCUAUACUAUUUCAGGAUCUUCUACCACUACAGCAUCGUCUGGAUCAGCAAUCGGUAUUGUAGUGACAUACAACGCCACCACUACUGGAGCUUCUACCACAACGGCACCUUUCCCCAUCGUCAAUGGAACUACUAUUGGAACUACUAACGGAACCAUAACCAUAACCACAACAGCAAGCAGUACUUCUUUCCCUCUUACGACUUCUAAAACAUCUUCUACGACUACGACCACAUCUACGACAACUUCCACGACCUCUUCGACUACGUCCACGACCUCCACAACAUCCUCCACUACUUCGACGACCUCCACGACUUCCACGACUUCCACGACUUCCGCGACUUCCACGACUUCCACGACUUCCACGACUUCCACGACUUCCACGACUUCCACGACUUCUACUUCCACGACUUCUACGACUUCCACGACCAGCACCACCACGACCAGUACGACCAGUACAACUAGCACAACAGCAACACCUACAACAACUGCGUCCUUAACCACGGAGGUGUUUACAACCACGUUAACGUUCUCCGCAGAUGGGUAUACGACAACAAUAGUGUUCUCAACGACAGCAGUGUUCGAUGCAACAUCUGCCACAGCAUCAACGACGUCUACCUCCACUUCCAUGUCCACCUCUACAACGUCCACAACAUCCUCCACAACUUCUACAACGUCCACAACGUCCACAACGUCCACAACGUCCACAACGUCCACAACAUCUUCUUCGGCCAGCACCUCAACGUCAACAUCUACGAGCACCACAACCACAACAACCUCAACAACAACAACAACAACAACAACAUCAAGCACAUCCACCGCCACAGCCACAGCCAGCGCGACGUCCUGCACACCAGGAGAAUUCAUAUGUGACAGCACCAGCACAUUCUCCCAAUGCGUAGCCAACUCCGCCGACUCAACGACAUACGUGUACAUGGGCUCCGUGGCCGCAGGUAUGCAGUGCGUCAAUGGCACGAUCGAGCGCCAGAACGACGGACCGUGUACGCCCGACGGCGCGAUAUUCUGUAACGGCUCUAAUGCAUUUUACAUGUGCGACCAGGGCGGGUUGAUCGAUAUGGGAAGUGUGGCUGCGGGGACGACUUGUGAGAAUGGGGUUAUUGGGUAUGCUUGAUGCGAGUAGUACACUACCCAUGAAAAGGUCUAACGUAACGACAUCGACGGAUCGUUUACAAAGGACUAUGACCUGUGACGGAUGAUAUGAGUUACUCUCGACAACGUCCACCUUAAUCGGCAUUGGUAUUGGGACUGACAUUGGCAUGGUAUCUGGUGGAAUCUGGCCACCCAGGCGUUUUGGAAUGGGACGAAAAGUCAUAUAUUGGAUUUAGCGAGAGAUACCAUAGCAUAGUACUAGGGCCAAAUGCAAUUGCCAUACCACAUUUCAAACAAUCACAAUA